AUAGAGCUGCUGCGACGUGCUGAGUGAGUUGAUUCUUCAACUUCUGACGCUAAGGACGCGAGUCCUUCAACAACACAAAUACAAGGACGUCUCAGCUUUUAGGUCCUUAUUUUCCUUCCCAUUUCUCUUUUUAAUCCUUAUCUUCUGUUUAGAAAUGUUUCACGACAUUCUGUCGCUGUAAAUUUCGCCUUUUCCAUCAUGUAAAUCUAACAUUUUGAAGCACCUGCCAGCCUGACUCAUCCUGGGAUUUCAAGCGGUGGAAAAUUCGUCUUUAUCGGAACAACGUUUUAAUGUUAUGGUCCCUUUCUGUCGUCGGUAAAAAUGAACUGCUUCAAUCAAAAGCUGAGACGGACCGCUCCAAUGCGGGGCAGCAGCAGAAAUGAGCUGGUCCCCUCCAAGCCUCCCCGAGUGAACGGAUGGUCAUGGCCCCUGCAGGCUUUCCAAGUGGCAGGCUGGAUGGUGUACAGCUACUUGGCUAUAGUCAGUUUCGGCAUCUUCAUCCCUCUUCUACCUGUGCCGUGGAACCAUGUGCUUUACGCCCUGACGGGUAUAACAUUUAUUGUGCACUUCUUCACACAUAUAGCUACUCUGACUAUAGACCCUGCAGAUGCAAGUGUGAGGGCAAAGCAGAGUUAUUCCAGCCCAAUGCCGCUGUUUGACCGAACAAAGCAACCACAUGUCAUCCAGGACCUGCACUGUUAUCUAUGUGAUGUCAAAGUGGGCCCCAAAGUAAAACACUGUGGUGUUUGCAACAAGUGUGUGGAAGACUUUGACCACCAUUGCAAGUGGCUGAACACCUGUGUAGGAGGCAGAAACUACUGGUGCUUCUUUGUGGCACUGGUUUCCGCCACGCUCGGGGUCUUUCUGCUUGUUGUUGUCAUCUUGUUUGUCUUUAUUCAGCAUUAUCUUGAUCCAAAUAGCCUUCGAACUGCUCCACAGUUUGACAGUCUUCUGGGUAAUGGUACUUGGUUGAUGUUUUUACCCUUAGCACCCAUAAAAACUACUUCAGCAGGCCUUGUUAUUUUAGCCUUCCUAACAGUCAUGCUGAGCAUUACCUGCCUGCUGCUGUUCGCCCACCUGUUGGGCUUCCACUUCUACCUCUUUUACAAAGGUAUAAGCACAUAUGAUUAUGUUAAAAUGCAGCGGCAAAAAGAAGCCAGGCACAGAGACACUGAAGCGGGAAAUCCACACAAUGUAAAAAUCAAUAACAAGACCCCACAGAAUCAAGCAAGCUCAAUUGACUGUGAGCCAGCUUUGUCACAGACUUCAAGUUCCUGCACAUUUGAAGAUAAAGGCCAACUCACUAGCCGACUUUCAGAGUCUAUAUGCACUGAGCUGGACAAUUUUAAGAAAUCAACUGAGAAGGAGAACGGUUUUCCUUAUAGGACGGACGAUCUAACAGAGAAAACAGCAAGGGAAAUGUCUGUAGGUGAUAUGAAAAGCUGGAAGCAUGAUGUUGAUGAAGUGGUCCGGAGUGAUAGUGUGAAGUCGGUGGAUGGUGUCCCCGAGGUGCAGGAUCCUCUGGGCAGCUCAGUGGUGACUCAAGAGGAUACAUAACUCGAUAUUUUACUCUCUGGAACUAUUUAUUAUGAUAUUAUGCUUCAGGAAACUGAGCCACACAACAAUGGACUAUUUUUUAUUGGAAUAUAACAGGCAAUUUUUUAAAGACUUGACAUACCAGUGUGAUACAGAUCAUGGACGUUUUUUAUACAUGCUUCAUAACUGUGAGGCCAUUGUUGUGUUUUAUCUGUUUUUUAAAACUAUACUGUUUUUUUAUGCCAGCGGUUAAAUUAUUCAAAGCGUUGUUUUAUCUUACUAUGUGUAUAGAGAGCCAAAGUCCCGCCCUUCUUUCAGGUUAGCCUCUGUUGUAUUGUCUCCAUUAAGAUGAAGGGAUUGAAUUAAUUUUGCACAAUCCUAAAGCAGAAAUAUUUUGGCCAAGUUACUUUAGGUUUCUUAAAGAACUUGUUUUGGUGCUUGCAUUUUUGUAGAUGAAAGGAGCAUAGCAGUUACUAACCUGAAAUGGGGACAACUGUCUUUCUUUCUGUUUUUUUAAAUUGCUGAUUUUUUUAAUUUAAGUUGACUGUGUUUAGUGACUGU
This is a messenger RNA of Cheilinus undulatus (humphead wrasse), 2097 nucleotides long. It is a transcript of the gene zdhhc11, whose product is annotated as zinc finger DHHC-type containing 11. The coding region runs from base 322 to 1557 and encodes 411 amino acids. Gene Ontology annotation, cellular component: Golgi apparatus; endoplasmic reticulum. Gene Ontology annotation, biological process: protein targeting to membrane; peptidyl-L-cysteine S-palmitoylation. The transcript has 11 exons. Gene Ontology annotation, molecular function: protein-cysteine S-palmitoyltransferase activity. Lineage: Eukaryota; Metazoa; Chordata; Actinopteri; Labriformes; Labridae. The record is from RefSeq and is a predicted model, not a curated record.